Messenger RNA from Paramecium tetraurelia, 1692 nucleotides. RefSeq lists its product as uncharacterized. NCBI's taxonomy places the organism in Eukaryota, Ciliophora, Oligohymenophorea, Peniculida, Parameciidae. Gene Ontology annotation, biological process: peptidyl-threonine phosphorylation; peptidyl-serine phosphorylation. The record is from RefSeq and is a predicted model, not a curated record. Gene Ontology annotation, molecular function: ATP binding; protein serine/threonine kinase activity. The transcript is spliced from 3 exons.
AUGAAAUUGGCAGAUCGUAAGAAAUUUUCUGUUCAUUUGGAUAUGUCUGCUUUAAAAUAAAUUAUCCAAACUGCUCAUCCACUUUCCACUAAACGCAAAAUUGAUACUACACCCACUAGUCCAAAUACUUCAGGAUUGGCAUCUGAUAAAAUAUUCAAGCCAAUUCAACCUUUGCACACUAAUACCAAUCUAAACAACACCAACACUAUUCAAAAUAUUAUACUCAACUUCAAAAAUAAAGCGAACAAGGAAAAAGAGAAUGGUCCUAUUUCCACAAUGACGAAGUUCCCAUUAUUGGUAGAUUAAUUUAUUCGAUUGUUUAAUUUGAGUAAGAGUGAAAUACUUGAAGUUUAACAAAUGAAACAAGUUUAUUAUUACAAAUAAUCAAAAAUAUAACAAGAUGGUUAAAAUGGAGAAUAUUUAUGUUAUGCCAAAGAUCAUAUCAAAUAUUAAUAUGAGAUUAUCAAUCUUAUUGGAUAAGGUAGUUUUGGUCAAGUGUUUUAAGUUUUGGAUCACAAAACAUAAAAAACAUUUGCACUCAAAAUCAUCAGAAAUCAAGACAAAUUAAAAAAAUAAGCUUUAGUAGAAGCCAAUCUACUUAUGAUGAUAAAAGAGCGUGAUCCAUUAAACAAAUCCAACAUAGUGAGAAUAGAAGAAUAAUUUAUUUUUCGAGGCCAUUAAUGCAUAGUAUUUGAGAAAUUGGAAUUCAAUUUGUUUGAAGUCCUAAAACAGUAAAAGUUUCGAGGUUUAGAUUAUGAAACUUUAAGAAAAUUUUCAUAUUAAAUUUUAAUAGCCCUGAAUUAUUUACACAAACUCAAUAUCGUUCAUUGUGAUUUAAAACCUGAAAAUGUCAUGGUACAAGAUAUGAAAUCAAAGAUCGUAAAACUAGUUGAUUUCGGUUCUGGAUGCAUAGAUGGGAACUAGGUCUACACAUAUAUAUAAAGCAGAUAUUAUAGAGCUCCAGAAGUGAUCUUUGGUUUGAAAUAUGGAAUGGAAAUAGAUAUGUGGAGUUUUGCAUGCUUGGUAUCUGAAAUUCACACUGGAUAACCAAUCUUUCCUGGAGAUAACGAAUUGGAACAGUUUAAUUUGAUAAUGGAGGUUAUUGGAGCUCCAACCACUGAAUUUGCAUUAAAGUGUCCACGAAAGAAGCAUUUCUUCGAUGAGAAUGGUUAACCAAAAAAAACAAUGAAAACUUAUAGGAAACCCCAAUCCAUUUCAUUACAGGAAAUUCUUAAAACUACAGAUGAUGACUUUAUUGAUUUCCUUUAAAGAUGCUUUACUUGGGAUGCUGAAUCAAGACUUAAACCUCAAGAUGCUUUGAAUCAUCCUUGGAUUUUAUCUAUAAAUCCUAAAGAGAAUUGUUCCAAAUUCAAUAAUAAGUUCUUCAAUAAUGAUAAAGACUCUAAUAGUGCCUUUAAAAAAUCAAAAACCUAAACAAAUACUAUAUUAAAGGAAUUUGAAAAAAAACUAAGUAAGGAUAACAUAUUUCUAAAAUUAUAACAAACUCGAACAUUAAUAGCUAAUAACACUUUUGAAAAUAAGCCAGUGCUGAGCAACAGGUAUGUCAAUGAUAAACCAACUUCAUCGGAUAGGAUAAGAUCGAAUAUUGCCCAUUCUAUACAUUAAAUAUUGUCAUGCAGACAACAUAAUGCAAGUAACACUUAGUUCAUAAGGAAACCAUCUUUAGGAUGA